This is a messenger RNA of Prorocentrum cordatum, 818 nucleotides long. The record is from the annotation of a GenBank genome assembly. NCBI's taxonomy places the organism in Eukaryota, Dinophyceae, Prorocentrales, Prorocentraceae.
AGGGCUCCGCGCCGCUCCUGUGCGCGGGGGGCCCGGUGAGCCUGGACUGCCGGGUGCCCGAGAUCGUCCGGGUCGCGCAGCGCGGGGACGAGGGCGCGUUGCUGUCGCUGCUGCAGGGCGGGGAGAGCCCCGACGCGGCGGACGACUUCGGCCUCACGGCCCUGCACGUGGCGGCCAAGAAGGGCCACGUCGCUGUCGUGGGGCACCUGGUCGAAGCGCGCGCGGACGUGAACAGGCGCGCCUCUGGCCUGCGCGGGGAGACGCCCGCCUUCUACGCCUGCAAGUACGGGCGCGCGGGGGUCCUGUCCCUGCUGCUCCGCCACGGGGCCGACCCUGGCCUGGCGACCGCGGACGGCAGGCUGCCGUCCCAGCUCGCGCGGGAGAAGGGGCACCACGAGGUUGAGGCGAUCCUGCUCGGCGUGCUCCGCUGGUCUGUCUGACCAGGCCACGCCCAGGCAGGACGGCAGGCCGCGAUCGGUGCAGGGAAAGCCGCGCCAGACUGCGGUGCAAGGCCGUCCUGGCUUAAUAUCAGGAUAUUCUGACGUUGCCCUGCCUGAGGUGAUUUAAGUGAUGGGUUUGCAGCGGAUCUGCAGCCGAUGCAAUGGACACCAGCUGCCCGUGCCCCGUGUCGGCAAGCACGUGGCCAAGCUAGGCGUUCCAGCGGGCCGUGAGGCCUGGCGCCUGGUAGUCUUCGAAGCCUGCCGGCGAGUGAUCUCAAUGGGCGACGGGGGGCCUGCAGGAAUUGGGCGGGUCAGGCGACAUCAGGGGCAGCGUUUUUUCUCGAUCAGGGGUUCUCCCCCCCCUCCCCCAUCCCUCCC